AUGACGGCGUCUCCCCUUGCAAUUGAUACGACCGUACGCUUGCGGUCUGGCUAUGAACUGCCUCUCCUCGGACUUGGCGUUUAUAUGAAUGACGAUGCCAAGACAGCAUCCCUGGCAGCUUUGAAGGCUGGCUACCGUCACAUCGACUCUGCUCGUAUGUACGGCAACGAGGCUCAAGUGGGCGAGGCUGUUCGGGAGAGCGGCAUCCCGCGAAACCAAAUCUACAUCACGUCGAAGGUGACCAACGACGACCAUGGCUACGAGAAGACUCUCGCCGCUGUAGACGAGUCGCUGAAGACGUUCGGGUUCGAUUAUUUGGAUUUCAUGCUGAUUCACAGCGCGAUGUCCGACAAGCCCACCCGCCUCGCUACCUGGAAGGCCCUAAUCGAGGCGAAGAAGGCGGGCAAGAUCCGCUCCAUCGGCGUUUCGAACUAUGGCGUCAAGCACCUAGAGGAGAUCCGGGAAGCCGGCCUGGAACUUCCCGACGUCAACCAGAUCGAACUUCAACCGUUGAACCAACAGAAGGAGAUCGCCGAGUACUGCAACAAACAUGGCAUCUUCAUCGAGGCCUACGCUCCGCUCAUGCGGACCCAGUGGGAUGUUCCUGCGAUCCUCGAAGUCGCGAAGAAGUAUACCAAAACACCUGCUCAAAUACUGGUUCGCUGGUCCCUGCAGCGCGGUUUCGCACCCUUGCCGAAGUCCGCAAACCCUGCUCGAGUGGCAAGCAACGCAGAUGUCUACGACUUCGAGCUGAGCGCAGAGGACGUAGCUCGUAUCGAUGCUCUCGACCGUGGCAAGGAGGGCACUAUUACCUGGAACCCAGUUGAUGUUGACUGA
Dichomitus squalens LYAD-421 SS1 is the source of this 837-nucleotide messenger RNA. RefSeq names its product Aldo/keto reductase. Lineage: Eukaryota; Fungi; Basidiomycota; Agaricomycetes; Polyporales; Polyporaceae. Gene Ontology annotation, molecular function: oxidoreductase activity. The transcript has 8 exons. The record is from RefSeq and is a predicted model, not a curated record. Bases 1 to 837 code for a protein of 278 amino acids.